This is a messenger RNA of Phaethon lepturus (White-tailed tropicbird), 664 nucleotides long. RefSeq lists its product as uncharacterized. NCBI's taxonomy places the organism in Eukaryota, Metazoa, Chordata, Aves, Phaethontiformes, Phaethontidae. The transcript is spliced from 4 exons. The record is from RefSeq and is a predicted model, not a curated record. The annotation marks the transcript as partial.
AGAUGUCAGCACAGAAAAACACCGGCCCAUUAUGACAAUUGGGAUUAACAGGCCAGAAGCUAGCAAUGCCGCAAACCAGGAAACAGCUGCUUUAUUUUUACUGAUGUUCAAUACAUUUGAAGUCUAUCAAACAUUAUACUCCAUUAUGAAAUGCCUGGAGUCUGACCUAAAAUCAGUUUCACAAGCGAGGAAGCUGCUAGUAACCCUUUCUGCCGAGAAGCAAAUGACUGGAGAAAGCUGGACUCAGUCGCAAGUGACACCCAGUGACCGUGCUGAGGCUUUGACAGUGAGGGAUCUGAAAGUACGGCCAUAUCAACCUGGUGUCAUCCAGGGUUCCAGUUGUUCCCACCGAGGCAGAGCCGCAGCCCUUACGUGGCUUGGUUACGCAGGAGGUAAUUUCUGUGCUGGUUAUGAUUUGAAAGUCCUGGCCCACAACCCGACCUCAGUCAAAUUGGAACAACAUGUCGCCAAAGGUCCUGGUCCCAUGAUUGAAGCCACGAAGGAUGCUCACAAAGCAGCCAGCCUGCACUGUAGUUUGGCAGACGCUCGUGCUAUGUCCGUGCCCGUACACCAAGCGGUGCCCCCUUACGUUGCGAGAUCCUGGGACUGGAUCAUCCGCACGGUUGAACGCAGCCGUCUUGGGCAUUAUUUUGGCCUGGGACAG